UCUCAUUCACUCAAACACAGUCGCGCUUCUCCACUCCUACUGGGCCUUCUACUCUUGCACGACAGCCCCGCCCCUCAGCCGCCGCAGCCAUGUCGUCCGCCGAGUCCGCCCCCGCAGCAGCGAGCGUGCUCGUUGUCGACUCGGGCCGCUUCACUGGCGAGGGCUCGGACCUGUCCAUCCUCUCGUGGCUCCGGCAGGCCGACCAGGCGCUCGACACGCUCCCAGUCGAGGAGAUCCAGGCGGCCGUCACGCCGAUUCACUCGAUCGUGCUCAAGCUGCUUGUUCCCGGUCCGACGACGCCGCAGACUGCGCUGCCCAAGCCUGGCCGGCCUAUCCGCCAUCUCGUCGCUCGUGUCGUGGUCAAGCUGCACAAGAAGGUCGAGAGCAGGGCCCUGUUCGACCUUAUCCAGGCGCUGUUGAAGGGCGUCUCCGAUGGCGGAAACAAGAACAUGAGCGCUGCCGAGAAUGUCCAGCGCGUCGCGAGCUGGUACACCAUCGGAGAGGUCAUAAAAGAGCACGGAGGGAACAUGAUGUCGUUCAUGGCCGAGAUUUGCACCUCGUCAAUCAAGGUGCUGCGCAACUCGAACCUCUCGAUCAUUCUGAGAAGCCAUGCAGUCUACGCCUUCUCGAAAUCGCUCUACUCUGCUGGCCGCGCGCUUCCCGACGCACUGGUCAAGGACCUGCUCAAGAACCUCCGAUCAGGCCUGCAAGACAAGGCUCUGCCUAUCCAGAGAGCAUGUGCUGACACAUUUGUCUCGCUGCACCUCUACUCCCCUGUUCUCCCGCUCCAGGCGACGCUGGAAAGCAUCUCGCCGCUGGCACUCAAGAGCCUCGAGACUGCAGACUACAUCACGCGCCGACAGCUGAGUCGCCUCGUUGCCCACUUCCUUGCCGCUACGCAAGUUCCCGGCUCUGGAGCACCAGCCCCCGAGCCCAAGAAGGCUGCGCCGAAGCGUGACUCGGAGGAGCAGGACAAUGACCCGCAGAUCAUCACCUCGGCGCCAGAGGACAAGGCCAAGGCGCUCUACACUACCGAGCAGAUGCUCAAGCAUCUCUCGUCCCACUACACCCGUCCCAACGCCCCGCGCAAGCUGAGGAACGCCAUCAUCGAUGUCUACGCCACGCUUUUCACGCAGCUGGGCUCGAGCUACGUCGAGGCCCACUACGCCGAGAUUGUGAGGCACAUCAUUGACGAGAUUGUCCUGCCGCCCCGGUCGCACAGCACGCGCUUCGAGGUCCUCGCGAGCCGCGAGGCGGCUGGUAUCCUCCUGCGCGACCUCAUCGGGCAGAGUAUGCUCUCCGAAGCGGGACAGGUCAUGGCUAUUAGAGAGUGGGCCAACACGUACCUUCGAGCCUGGAACCUUCAGCCACUGGCAGGCCAGCGAAACCCGCACAAGCUCGCCCUGGUCAUCGCCCUGCGCGAGGUCUCUGGUCUUCUGGCACAGCUUGGCAAUGCUCCUGCUCAAAUUCUCGAGCUGCUCGGCGAGCCCCUGGUCCGACUCCUGUCACACGAGUCGUACUCUGUUCGUCUGGCAACCUCGUAUGCCCUCCGCCAGUUCACGACCACCAACCCAACCCAGCUGCCCCGGCUUCUCGGCGGACUGGUGACCGAUGUCAACAAGGACCUGGGGCUCCUCUCCACCCCGACAGCACCAAAGGACCUACGGGACCGCAUUAUCGGCCGCACAUUCGCCCUCGCUGCGCUCAUCUCCGUCAGCCAGUCCCGCCCUCUCUACGUCUCGAGCGACGUCCCAUCCAAGGUCUUCGACCUUGCCGUGUCGCUGCUGAAGAAGGCGGGAGACCACGAUGUUGCCAUCGCCACGGUUGAGGUUCAGGUCGCAUGGUACCUCAUCGCCGCACUCAUGAGCCUUGGUCCUGGCUUUGUCAAGCUCCACCUCCCCCAGCUGCUCGUUCUUUGGCGUAAUGCACUCCCCAAGCCCAGCAGCAAGGACGCCGUUGUCGGUGACCGUGGCGAGGCCGAGUGGAACUUCUUGCUGCUCGUCCGCGAGUGCGCUCUCACCGCCGUCCUCAACUUCCUCCGCCACAACCAGACGCUGGUCAACAUUGACGUUGCUCGUCGUCUGGCUACCUUGUUCACCAACUCGCUCAACUUCGUCAACGGCUUUGCCACAGCGUACUCUGAGCUCCUGAGAGAGCAGGCCAACAAUCCGAACGCCCCGCCCAUCUUCUCCAUGAGGCCGUCGCUGGUCGACCGUGAGGCCAACCUCCGCCGUCGUGUGCUCCAGUGCUUCACUGGGCUCGGCGCUUCGUCUGCCACAGAGUCUAUGCAGCCCGCGCUCCUCCAGGCGGCCGUCACCGUCUUUGCCGACCCCGAGAACUAUUCUGGAUCAGCUGCCCAGGCUGCUAUUGCUGCUCAGGCAGGACAGUUCACCAAUGUUUGGCAGUCGACCGAUGGUUAUGCCUUCGGCGUUACAAGCCUUAUGAGUGCCAGAGAGCGCGAGCGCGGUGCCAGCGAAGAGGACGUCUUCCUCAACCGUGACAAGAUUGAGAUGGCUAUCGAGGGCCAGCUGUCUUACCCCAUCCCAGGAUCCUUGGAGUACGACUAUGUCGAACUGUUUGGUGCCCAACCCCUCUCCGACAUCCCCAAGCCUGCUCCGGCCCAGACGGCCGUCAUCGACGCCGGUGUUGAGCUAUUCUCGGCGCUGUUCGCUCACCAGAAUCUAGAGGGCCAGGUCCAGUCCCUCGCUACCCUCAGCUCUCACGUACGCUCGUCCAAGCUUGAGAGGAACCCAGGCCGCAGACAGGCUGUUGUCGCCAAUACGAUGGAGGCGCUACGCCGCUCCCUCAUCUCGGCAGAGUCGGCCGGUGUAAAGAGCCGUCGUACCCUCGGCAGCCCACAGGUCAGCGACCUCAUCAAGUCGCUCCUCCAGGACGCGGUGCUGGACGCGAACCCCAGCAUCCGUGGCGCCGCCGCUCAGGCUAUGGGCCAGAUCAGCAGCCUCGCUGGCAGCGCAUACCUGUCGUCGCAGGUGCAGUGGCUUGUCGACCAGGUGGUCAACAACCGUGUCCCCGACAGCCGCGCAGGAUGCGCAGUUGCAUUCGGCUCCAUCUACAGCAGUGUUGGAGGCCUCUCGGGCGGCCCCAUCCUCAAGACGAUUGUCAACAUCCUCAUGUCGCUGGCUACGGACCCUCAUCCAGUGGUUCACUUCUACGCGCUCGCUUCUCUCGUCCAGAUCGUCAACGCCGCGAACCUGUCCUACUCGCCUUACGUGCAAACGACGCUGGGCAUGAUUGCCAACAUCUACCUCCUUGAGACGCACGAGCCUGAUGGCGGCUCGCUUGGCAGUGUCAACUUACGUGGCGACCUCCCGGCGUACCAGGUGAUCUGCCGCCUCCUGCACGCACUCAUCGGCGUGCUUGGGCCCGAGCUUCAAGAGCCAGGCAAGGUGCGCUCCCUCGUCUUCCUCCUCGUCCACGAGUUCCGCGAGGAAACGGACGAAGGCCUCGAGGUGGAGGCCAUCAAGUGCGUGCAGCAGAUCCUCAUGUUCGCCCCCAACGAGGUCGAUAUCCCCAAGCUUGUGUCCGACUUCCGCGCAUACCUCGCCUCCACCCGUCGCCCGCUCAAGGUGGCGGCUAUCACAGCGCUGUACCAGAUUGUGCAGCGCGAUGCCGUCCUCAUGUCCCGCGUCGGUGGCAACCAGCUCGUCGAAGAGCUCUUUGGCCUGCUCGACAACGACCCGACCAUCGAGGGUGUCAAGGCGGUGAUCACAAGCUGGCUGAAGCAGACGGCUGCCUCUCUGCCGUCGGGUUGGAUCGACCUGUGUCAGCGUAUCAUGACGCGUACGGCUGCUGCGGCUGCCAAGGCAGCGGCACCCAAGAAGGGCACUCAACCGGCGUUUAUUGACGACGAGGCCGAGUCUCUCGGCGCCGGCACUGCCAACCAGACUUCGGCUCUGAGCUCGCGCUGGCGAACCCAGCUGUUCGCCCUGGAGUGCAUCCACAAUGUGAUCAUCGCCGUGGCGGAGGGCGACAAGCCUGAGAACUUUAACCCUGUCCUCGCUCGCCAGCUCGGCCUCAACUCGCGUGCCCUCCUCUUCUCCCGUGUGGCCGACCUCAUCCGCAUGGCCUUCUCGGCCUCAGCGGCGCUGGUCGAGGGUGUACGCCUUGCUGGUUUGACGGUCCUUCGCGACGUCAUUGAGCGUUUCGCCGCUUCGCCAGACCCAGACUUUGAGGGAUCGCUGCUGUUGGAGCAGCACCAGGCGCCCAUCGCCGCGGCACUCACACCGUCGUUCAGCGCCGACUCGACGCCAGCAGUCCUCGCCUCGGCUAUCCAGGUGUGCGCCGUGUUCGUCGGCUCGGGCGUCGUCAAGGAGGUGUCGCGUAUGGGCCGUAUCCUCAAGCUCCUGACGGGCGCGCUCACACAGAUCAAGAGUGGCGAGAUGGUGUCACUUGGCGAGGUGCAGGACCUGUCGACCAGCGCGGCUGUUAUGCUCAAGAUUUCGAUCCUCGCCGCCUGGGCGGAGCUCCAGAUUGCGUCGACAAAGCAGCCGUACCUCAUCGAGGUGAUCAAGCCGUACCGCUACCUCCUGGGCCCCUUCUGGGUUGGAGCACUGCGCGACUACGCCCAGCUGCGCACCGACCCGGAGAUGGGAGCGGGUGCCGGGCUCGACUUCAGCUCGGGGCUCGGCCGCGACGUCCUCUUGCCAUACUACGAGGCCGCUGUCCCCAAGCUGCUCCACGCCGUUGCCAUCGGCCUCGCCGCCAAGGACCCCUUCGUGAUCGGUGCCGUCGACGGCCAGACCUUCACCUCGGACGUCCAGCCCAAGGCCGAGACGGCUCCCGCCAUUCGCCUCGAGCCGGCCUCCACCUUCUACAUUCUCUACGGCCUGGCAUUCGAGACGCUAACCCGCGCGAUGGGCAGCGACCCCGUCAUGGCAGGCAUUGCCCUGCGAGCGAUGAGCAGCCUCGUCCACCCGCAGCUCUCGGGCACGACCGUGUUUGACGGCGCAUUCUUCGACGAGAUGAUCACCAUCUGCUACCGCAUCGCCAUGAGCGAGGGCGCAACUGUCAAGGGCGACAUGGUGGACCUCGUGGCCAACUUUGCCGUCAGUCGCAAGGGCACCGUGGGUGUCGACGCCGCGCAGAUCCGUCGCGCGCUGGCCGUCAUUACGUUUGUGUUGAGACAGACGAUCCCGUCGCCCAACUCGCCGUCGACAUUCUCCCCGUCCGAGUCGACCGCGGACCGGGCGGCAUUUAUCAAGUCGGGUUUCGUGGCCUACUCGCGCGUCGUCGACGUCAUGGACCUCGGCCAGCGGGCCGACUUGUCUGCCGUCGCAAUCCAUCUCUUCACCGACCUGCUUCGCGACGAGACACCGAAUGCCGACCUGGCUGGGUCGUGCCUGCCGUCUCUCAAGCUCGUUCUGGACCAGACCUUUGCCGGUCAGGUGCCGGCCAUCACGGCGACGAGCGACCGCGUCGUUCAUGGCUUGCUGAGCGCGUGCCUGAAGAACAUUGACGACGUGAGGACGCGAGUCAACCCCGCGGCGAGCAUCAAGAUCAAGAACAACCUCCUCGCGCUCACCCUCAUCCUCACGACGCUGCCGCCAUCAGUGCGCGUUAGCAAGGUUGUGAUCGAGCAGGCGGCGAUUGAUCUAGGACGAUACAUGGGGUCAGCGGCUGAGCCUCCUGAGCUGGGCCUGACGGCCAUUCACUGCGCGUCAAGCAUCUUGCUCGCGUCGUUGCGACCGUUGCCAUCGAAUCCGCCUCGGCCAUCCCCGGUCCUGCAGCAUGCCGCCAUGUGCGUGCUCACCCCGCUCAUCGGCUACGUUGCCGACACGGUGGUCGCGUAUGCGUCGGCUACCAGUGGUGGGGGCGACGGGCCCGCGCCAUCGCUGGACGGUCUCAAGGAGGCUAUCCGUGGCCUGGUGGGCUGGAGUAACGGCCUGCCCGAGGAUAUCAAGCCUCGCGGCUAUGGCAUCUUGCUGCCGACUCUGGGCCUGCUGCUCGACCCGGCAUCAGCUGAAUCGUCAGCCGCACCGUCGGCAUUGCACACGCUCGCAACCGGAACGCUUCUUGCCCUCGCGCAAUCGUCCCCCAAGGCGUUCAAGGACGCGACGCAGGCCAUGCCUGAGGGCGAGCGCGCACAGCUGGAGAAGGCGAUUAGGGAAGCGAUUGGCGGCAAUGGGGCCAAGGCCUCGGCGCAGACAGCGCCAGAACGCAAGGGCAUUGAGCUUAGGAGCUUUGGAUAG
Messenger RNA from Vanrija pseudolonga, 6209 nucleotides. It is a transcript of the gene heatr5b, whose product is annotated as HEAT repeat-containing protein 5B. Bases 90 to 6209 code for a protein of 2039 amino acids. NCBI's taxonomy places the organism in Eukaryota, Fungi, Basidiomycota, Tremellomycetes, Trichosporonales, Trichosporonaceae. The transcript has 2 exons. Gene Ontology annotation, cellular component: endocytic vesicle; membrane; Golgi apparatus. The record is from RefSeq and is a predicted model, not a curated record. Gene Ontology annotation, biological process: intracellular protein localization; endocytosis; retrograde transport, endosome to Golgi.